Molecule: messenger RNA, 343 nt
Organism: Entrophospora sp. SA101
Lineage: Eukaryota; Fungi; Glomeromycota; Glomeromycetes; Entrophosporales; Entrophosporaceae
Source: the annotation of a GenBank genome assembly
AUGUGGGCUUCUCCAAAUUACAUCAACAAAAAUCGUAAUAUCAAUGGAUGCUCAUGGUGUGAUGAUUUAAUCUCACCAAUUAUAUUUUUUUGUCAUUUAAUGUUAACACGAACAUUGCUAGGAUGGAGAAAUUCUCAAUCAAUUAAAAAAAGGAAUGGUGAAAUCGACCCAUCUUGGUACCCAGAUUAUAUGUGGUACUUGGUUGUUGAGAAUUCAUAUUAUUUAUUUGAAGUAUUUUUCAGAGAGGUUUCCUAUGGCCCAAGAGCCAAAGGAAGUUCAUUAAUUAAACACAUUAACAAUGACAGAUCAAGAUUAGCCAAAAUGGCAAAAGAGUCAUGGAACA